AUGAAUCCCAAAAUAGCUGAUUUUGGGAUGGCUCGGAUAUUUGGAGCAGAAGAGUCCAAAGCCAACACCAAAAGAGUUGCUGGCACUUUUGGCUAUAUGUCUCCGGAGUACUUCAGAGAAGGGCUAUUCUCGGCUAAAUCAGAUGUGUUCAGCUUCGGGGUUCUAAUGCUCGAAAUCGUUUGUGGAAGGAAGAACAACAGCUUCCACCAUGACUCAGAAGGACCUCUCAACCUCAUUGUUCAUGUAAAAGCUAACACUCUCUUCUUCUUGUUUCAUUUGUUAGCAUCUCGCAUGCUUAUUUGGUCUUUGGAUCUUGAAACUCUGUUUUCAGGCGUGGAAUCUUUUCAAAGAGAACCGAAUCCGCGAGGUGAUAGAUCCGUCUCUGGGAGAUUCUGCACGAACCCUCAAGUGUUGAGAUGCGUUCAAGUUGCUCUCUUGUGUGUACAAGAGAACGCAGAGGAUAGACCAAGUAUGUUAGAUGUUGUGUCUAUGAUAUACGGCGACGGCAAUAAUGCUCUUUCUUUGCCUAAAGAGCCAGCUUUCUAUGAUGGUCCACGGAGAAGCUUGCCGGAUAUGGAGGUUGAGUCACCGGAGCCGGAAAAUGUAUCAGAGAAUAGAGUGACCAUCACGGUGAUGGAGGCAAGGUGA
Molecule: messenger RNA, 648 nt
Organism: Microthlaspi erraticum
Lineage: Eukaryota; Viridiplantae; Streptophyta; Magnoliopsida; Brassicales; Brassicaceae
Source: the annotation of a GenBank genome assembly